AUGUUAUUCUACUCUUUAUUUUUCUUCUCUCUAACAAUAACAAUUAUUUUUGGACAACAAACAACACUUUAUGUCAAACGUGGUGAUAUAGCUGAAUUAUGUGACAAUCGUUCAACAUCAAUUUAUGCUUAUGAAUAUCGAAGUUUUGAUGGUAAAAAAAAUUUAAUUGUUGAACCAACUAAAGAUGAUCGUUAUUCAAAUCCGUAUCGUACAAGUUUAUUACGAAUAAAUAAUGUUAAUGAAGAUGAUAGUGGAUUAUAUAAAUGUCCACAAGAUGAUACGGAUUGGCAAAAACUUCAAGUCUAUAUUCCCGUUCAACAUAUAUAUUUGAACAAUCUACAUACAACAUCACGAACUCGUACAAAUGAUUUCUGUGGAAUUGAUAAUAAUAAUUGUUUAGUUAUGGUUGAAGGUGAACCAUUAGAUAUUGUUUGUGCUGUUGAUGGUUCACCUCGUCCAGCUCUUGAUAUAUCAUUAGAUAAAAAUGGUACCACACCAACAAUUAUGGCAUUAGCAAGUGGUAUUCAAUCUCCAUCUAUCAUCAAUAAUCUCUUUAAACCAAGUGUCUAUGAAGCUUAUCGUAUUGCUGGAUUAAAAUCAUCGGAUAAUGGACGAAAUCUUACAUGUCGUGUUGAUAUGAAACAAAUUAAUAAACAACUUAUGCUAUCAGUAACAAAACAAUUAUAUAUUGAAUUUCGACCAACUGUUAUAGAAAAAUCAAGGAAAAUCUAUUCAGGUAUCAAUCAAACACGUACUAUUAACUGUACUGUUGUACGUGCUAAUCCAACAUAUAUACGUUAUACAAUCAAUGGUUUAGCUCCAUCAAUUAUUCAGCGACCAUCUGGUGGUGAUCAAAAUCAAUUACAAUAUACAUUUGAUAUAACACCAACAUCAAUCGAACAAUUUCGUCCAUUUAAUGUAACUGCUAAUAAUAGCAUUGGUUUUGAUACAUGCACAUAUGAAUUAAUUCAUGGAGGUGUACCGGAUGCUAUAAGUCAGUGUACAGUUGAUACUUAUUCAUCAAAUGUAACUAUAACAAUAAGUUGUACGAAAAGUUAUGCACAAGGUGAUAAUGAUGGUUAUGUCUGUACAUUAUUUAAAUAUAAUGAUAAAGAUAAUCGAAAAAUGUUUGAAGAAAUUGCUCGAACAAAAUCUUGUAUAUUUGCAUUAGAAAAUUUUCAUGAACCUGUAGAAUUUCGUGUCUCAGCAUUUAAUCGUUACGGUUCAUUAUCAAUUAAUACACAUGGUUAUGUUAUACAAUUAAAUCAGCCAACAUUACGAAAAGAUACACCAUUUUUUAAUAAGAAAAUUCUUGUUGUUAUUGGUAGUAUAUUUGGUGGUGCAAUUUUAUUCUUUUUUCUUUGUUGUCUUUGUGGAACAUGUCAUCGUGAUCGAUCAAAACUUGCUGAAAGAAACAAUUUCUAUCAAAAAGAUAAAUAUCCGCGCUCGUCGACCGAGAGCGAAUCAUUAAAACCAAUAACUGAUGAGACUAUUUCACAUUUAGUUCCAAAUGGUAAUCAUCAACAUCAUCCAAAUGGAGCUGUUUAUGAUAUUCCAACUCAUUUAAAUGGUAAAUAUUCUCAACAACCAUCUUCACCCUCAUCUGUUUAUCAUCAACAAAAACCUCAACAAUCAGCAAAUAUACAUUAUAUUGAUCAAGAGUCAAUAACAAAUAGUCUUAAUACAAUACCAACACGAGCACGCACAUUUAAUAACAAAUUUUAUGGUAAUCCACUAAAUGACAAUAAAUAUGGACCAAUGACUCCAACAAAUAUACUUGCAUCAACAAGAAAAAUGCUUCAUGAUACUGAUGAAAAUAAUGAAGAAGAAGAUGAAUCACCUGUUUAUUCAACAACAACUGAUGUUAUGUCUGAAAGUGGUUCAUUUCUUGUGUCAUCAUCAUCAACAAAACGUCGGGCACCACCUCCACCUAAACCACGUUAUUCAACUCUAGGUUCUAUUCGUUUACCAAUAGAUAGUCUAGAUAAACAUCCGAUGCCAUUACCUAAACCACGAUCACGUUCAAAUUCACGUACACGUUUAAAUAAUGGAAGUUCAGAUAAUUCUUCAUAUUUAUAUGAAGAACGUCUUGUAUCAUCAUCAGAUUCUGGUAUAGGACCAUCCGAUGUUGUUUGUUUACCUAAUGGUGAUACAAUACGUUCAGGUCUUGUUAAAUUACGACAAAAUAGUUUACAAAAAAAUUCACCUAAUUCACCAUUCUUUUUACCGCCAGCGAAAUAUGAAUCAUUGACAUCACCUAUUGUUCGUGGUACUGAGUGUUAA
Molecule: messenger RNA, 2283 nt
Organism: Adineta steineri
Lineage: Eukaryota; Metazoa; Rotifera; Eurotatoria; Adinetida; Adinetidae
Source: the annotation of a GenBank genome assembly